This is a messenger RNA of Fusarium verticillioides 7600, 1230 nucleotides long. RefSeq lists its product as hypothetical. The transcript has 2 exons. The record is from RefSeq and is a predicted model, not a curated record. NCBI's taxonomy places the organism in Eukaryota, Fungi, Ascomycota, Sordariomycetes, Hypocreales, Nectriaceae. The coding region runs from base 1 to 1230 and encodes 409 amino acids. Gene Ontology annotation, biological process: lipid catabolic process. Gene Ontology annotation, molecular function: triacylglycerol lipase activity.
AUGUCUUCUCUAGACUGGCUACUUGAUCUAUACGCCGUGGCCAAGACAUCUGGUAGCGGUAUCAUCACUGACGAUACUCCUCUUGAAAAUCAGCUUCCACCAAACAAAGACCCAUGGUAUUCCGCGUCCGAGGAAUGGGAGUCCAAAAAACCUGGCGAUGUUCUUCGCAUUCGUUCCGCAUUGAACCUGGUCAGAAUCUUGGAAGGCUCCGCAGCUGUGUAUCAUAUCCUUUACCGCUCAAUAGACUCACAGGAUUGUCCAUCAUGGGCUGUCACCACGCUCUUCAUUCCAAUUUCACUUUACCAAUCUCCAUCUGGAAAAGCAGCCAUUCUCUCAUACCAGUUCGCGUACAACACUUGCAAUGUUGAUUACAGCCCGUCAUUUGCUUUAUCUGGAGUAAUGGCGAGAAGUGAACCGAACCUUGGUAUCAAAUCGAGUACUUCUUUGACGCUGCAUUUGGCGCAAGUGCCCAAGCGGGCCGUGCGACUCGACGCGUUACGAGCUGUUCAUAAUGUUCUCAGUUUGGGGGAUAAUUCUGGGUUCAACGCUGCGAUAUGGGGAUAUAGCGGUGGCUCAAUCGCUACAUUCGUAGCGGCCGAGCUGCAACCAUCCUACGCGCCAGAGCUCAAUAUCUCAGCCGCUGUUGUCGGCGGACUCGUGGACGACAUAUCCGCCGCAAUGGACAAGAUCAACAAGAGUCCUAUCGCUGGCACUCUGAUUGCCCUCUUACUAGGAAUCACAGCGCAAUGUCCAGCAGAACGGGCUUACCUAGAAAGCCGUCUUAUCCCAGAGACGAAAGAUGGCUUCAUGUCGACCGUGAACACGGAACUCACUCAAAAUGUGGCCAAGUACUCCGGACAAGACAUUUAUGCGUUCUUCAAAGGUGGAGGUGAAGAUCUAAGAGCUCCUGUUUUGCGAGAGCUCUAUCAUAAGCAAGCAAAGCUGGGAUACAGAGAAACGCCCAAAAUGCCCAUGUUCCUGUACAAGGCUAUACAGGAUCAGUUCUGUCUCAUUGAGCUCACUGACGCGACGGUUGAUAGACUCUGUGAGAAAGGAGCGGAGAUCACAUUUGAGCGGAAUACAGUAGGUAGCCAUGUUUCUGAGAUUGAGAAUGGGAAACCAAGGGCGUUUAGGUUUCUGAAGAGUAUCUUUGAUGAGUCGUACCAGUCUCCUGCAUCGAAGCGGAAUGUGAUGGAUGUCACGGUUGAUGUUUCCUCACAGAACAAGUGA